Molecule: messenger RNA, 243 nt
Organism: Symbiodinium sp. CCMP2592
Lineage: Eukaryota; Dinophyceae; Suessiales; Symbiodiniaceae
Source: the annotation of a GenBank genome assembly
AUGGCUAGUGGCGGCGAGGCUCAGUUUCGCGACGCCUGCCACGAGGUGCGCAAAGUGGCUGGUGGGCUUUGGGAUGUCCCUCGCCAAAGAACGGCCCUUCUAGCCGCAGUCCUGGAUGCGGAGUUGCGGACAAUGAGCGGCGAGGAGGCGAAGCGCCUGAACACCUCGUUCCAAGAGCUCUUGUCCUCCUUGGAUGUCUCUGUGCCAGAGACCUUGGAAUGGUGGCUCCGUGCUCAGCAGUGA